AUGCGUAUAUGGUACAUCGAAAAAUCCCGAGUCCACAAACCAAAAGAAGUCAAGGUUCGGAGCAUGAAUUGGAACUUCCGGAUGGUGGCAGCUGUUCUGAAGAAGAAAGAGGUCAAAGAAGCUCAGGGCAUUCUCUCCACGGAUGGCCGGAUUAAGUUUGGGACUUUUCAAGCAGGCCUGAAUUACGUCUUGGAGAAAAUGGGGGAAGAUGAGAAGGAGGAACUGAAGGAUAUCGCCAUCAAAUGGAAUUCAGAAGGCCCCCCUGCAGAGGAGAAACAAAGACUGUCGGAAAAGUGGGCAAUGAAGUUUUGCUGGACAUUUGCGGAAAAAGCUUGGAAGCAAUUUGGUGGAAGGGUAUAUAUAUUUUGGGGUUCCUGGGAUACAAAUGGAUCUCUCACAGUGUCGAAGUUCGAUUUCAAUGCGGAGUUUGGUCGCGGCACCAGUUAUCGAGAUAUAGCACAUGAGGGGCCCAUGACAGAUGUAACCUGGGGGAAGUAUCUACAGCAAUGUUACGAUGUGGAGGAGAAUCCCUGUACUUUACCUUCCCCGGCUUAA
Messenger RNA from Laccaria bicolor S238N-H82, 555 nucleotides. RefSeq lists its product as uncharacterized. Lineage: Eukaryota; Fungi; Basidiomycota; Agaricomycetes; Agaricales; Hydnangiaceae. The record is from RefSeq and is a predicted model, not a curated record. The transcript is spliced from 2 exons. The coding region runs from base 1 to 555 and encodes 184 amino acids.